Phaeodactylum tricornutum CCAP 1055/1 is the source of this 1323-nucleotide messenger RNA. RefSeq lists its product with no specific name. The transcript has a single exon. Lineage: Eukaryota; Bacillariophyta; Bacillariophyceae; Surirellales; Neidiaceae. Bases 136 to 1323 code for a protein of 395 amino acids. The record is from RefSeq and is a predicted model, not a curated record.
CGCGUAGAUGCGCGAUACGGCAAGCUUUCCCUUGCCAUUAUUAAAGCGUACAGAACAUACGCGAGAAAGCACAGCGACAACAGUAGCACAUUAGACUCGCCAUUGUUGUGGACGCCAAAGUGUCCGAGUGGGCCGAUGGAAACAAUGUCAAAGUCCUUGCCCGACCCUUUACUGCUUGCUUUUUUCACGCAAGCGAAGACGGAAUUGCAAAACUGCAAAGUCAGCGGAGCAAGUCGGAUGGCGGAAAUUCGCGCCGUCCUUCUUGCUAACCAAAGCGCAUGUCUCGGAACUGUCCUAAAUCAAUACAAUAGGCAAAAUGGUACAUCUUUCACCGUCGACCAAAUACAAGCGCAGCUAAAGUCUCUCCGGGCGGAGACUGUGUCUUUGCAGGUAAAAUUGAAAUUGGAUGAGAUGAAUGAAACCGCUCGAUUGGCCUUUUGUCGGCUUGUGCUUUACUCGGAAUCUUCCCAGCAUCAAGACCGGAGCCUCCGGGACCAAAUGCAGCUGGAGGCGUCGCAGCCAAUGCAGCGAGACGAGAUAAUGGAAUUUUGUGCACUCUGUAAUACGGCGUUGCGCUUACCCAAUGUCCGAUUACACUUGGAAAAGGGUAAGUCGCUAUUCGAUGAUGGAGAAUUUCCACCGGUACCGAUUGAUCCGCCCAAACGCAUUGAAUUGAUCCAGCGAAUGUUUUUCCGAGCUUUGGGUUACGAUCCAGAUCACGGCAUGGCGGAAAUCGAGCGAAUCUUCUUUUCCGAGCGCUCCAGCGAAUUUGGCGACGAUAAGGAACUGAUGGCCGUCUUUGCCGAUAUGUUAUCCAAAACGAAAGUUGUUGUGACCAAUGCGACUUUAAUUGCUACUGAGGCGGCUUUUUCGGAUCAUGACGAUGGUGGAUGCACUCGAGUUGUCUCGGUGCAGUAUUCAGAGAAAGUGAUUGAUUCUUUGACUGGUCAGUAUGUUGAUGAGGCUGAACGCAUAGCUCCCUCUAGUCUAGCCAUGGAGCAACAAACAGAGUCUCAACAGCGUCAGCAAUUGCGUGUGGCAUCGCAAGCGGCCGCUUUACAACAAGAACUACUUGGGCAACUCUUAUCUAUGCCAGAUGAAGAACGCGAAGAACGAAUGUCGUUGGCCAAGGAAGCUUCAGACGAGUUUACACGAAAAAUACUGGCUAUUUCUCCAGGUCCAGACCGUAUAGUAUUUCUGCAGUCAGUUGAUGAGCGAACACAGAAAGAGUUGGCGAUGCUAAAGCUUUGGGAGAAUAUGUUGGCGUCAAACGAAGGCAAGCCACCAACUAUUCGGAAAGAGCUUGACACGCGCGCUCACUGA